AUGAAGCCGUACUUUUUGGACAAAUUCGGCAAUGCCUCCAGCACUGACCAUAGACACGGCAGUGAGGCAUCCGCUGCAGUGGAAUCUGCCCGAGGGGAUGUUGCAAGGGCGAUAGGUGCAAAGACAGAUGAGAUCAUCUUUACAUCAGGGGCUACAGAAUCUGACAAUUUGGCAAUACGUGGUGUUGCAGAAAAAUACAAGGAUAGAGAUGAUCUUGGACGAAUUGAUAUCGGGGAACUAGAGUCUGCCAUCACAGAUAAGACUGUAAUGAUAUCAGUCAUGGCUGCAAACAAUGAGAUCGGUGUCAUACCUGAUAUCAAGAAGAUC
Molecule: messenger RNA, 327 nt
Organism: Geodia barretti
Lineage: Eukaryota; Metazoa; Porifera; Demospongiae; Tetractinellida; Geodiidae
Source: the annotation of a GenBank genome assembly